GCCACGUCACCAUUCUUUCUUCCGCGCACACCGAACUUCUCCCACAGCUUUCAUUUUUCCUCCAUUCUCCCCGCAUUUUCUCGCCAACCAAACACAAUUUUCCCGCUAAUUCACUCUCUCACUCUCGCUCUCUCUUCCGUCCAUGUCGAUUAAAUUGCAGCUCCAUGGCUUCUACUAUUCAAGCUCUUCAAAUCCAUGGACUACACGAAAUUCGAUUAGAAACCCUACUUCAUGCAAAAAAAGGGAUAACUUGGAUUUCCUCUUGACUAACUGGGGCACUUCAAGGAAGAAAUGUCUUUUGAGGCUUGUUUCAUCAGAUAAUGUAAAGCAUAAUUUUAAUUUCAAGCUGGCAGGUCAUUGCAAACAUUAUUCUACUUUCUGUAAAUCAAGAAGGAUGGGACAUUGUUCCCUCCUUGCUUCAGCUGAGGAUGGUGUAACUGUCAAUGGCAGUCCUCAAAGUAGUACAAAUUCUGGUUUGGAGGAAAUGAGGCUCAAACUUAAACAAUCACUCCAAAGUGAGGAUUACAAUAAUGGACUUGUUCAGUCUUUACAUGAUGCAGCAAGGUUUUUUGAGCUAGCAAUCAAAGAACAGGGUUUAUUUUCAAAAGUAACUUGGUUUCCAACAUCUUGGCUUGGUGUAGACAGGAAUGCAUGGGUGAAGACACUAUCUUAUCAGGCUGCUGUGUAUUCAUUAUUGCAAGCUGCCAGUGAUAUAUCCUCUAGGGGUGAUAGUAGAGACAGGGAUAUAAAUGUCUUUGUCCAAAAGAGUUUAUUACGGCAAUCUGCUCCCCUUGAGAACUUAAUCAGGGAGAAAUUAUCAGCCAAACAACCUGAAGCUUAUGACUGGUUUUCGACAGAGCAAGUUCCAGUGCUGGUGUCAUCCUUCGUUAAUUAUUUUGAAGGAGAACCACAGUUUACUGCUGCCACUGCCAUGUGUGGCAAGGACACAUCGUUCAGUGUGGGGAGUACAAGUGAUAUAUCGCUUCUCAUGCUUGCACUGACUUGCUUUGCUGCCAUAACAAAACUUGGCCCUGCUAAAAUUUCUUGCUCACAUUUCUUUUCCAUGAUUCCGGACAUUACCGGUCAACUGAUGGACAUGCUGGUUGAUUUUGUUCUUAUACGCCAAGCUUAUCAUUCCAUAAAAGAUAUUGGUGUAAGCAGAGAAUUUCUUGUUCAUUUUGGCCCUCGAGCUGCUGAAUGUAGAGUAAAAGAUGAUCAUGGUUCUGAGGAGGUUAUAUUCUGGGUGGAUCUUGUACAGAAGCAGCUGCAGCAAGCUAUAGAUAGAGAGAAAAUAUGGUCAAGGCUAACAACAACUGAAAGCAUUGAGGUAUUAGAGAGGGAUUUGGCAAUUUUUGGAUUCUUUAUUGCCUUAGGGAGACGUACACAGUCUUUUCUAUCUGCAAAUGGUUUUGAAGUUAUAGAUGAUCCAAUUGGAGGCUUAAUUAGGUACCUGAUAGGGGGUAGUGUGUUAUAUUAUCCUCAGCUUUCAUCAAUAAGUUCCUAUCAAUUGUAUGUGGAGGUUGUUUGUGAAGAGCUGGAUUGGCUUCCUUUCUAUCCAGGCGACAUUGACAUCCAAAAACAUUCUCAUGGUCAUCGAAGUAAACGAGAAGGUCCUCCUAAUGCUGAAGCUCUCCCCCAAGCAUUAGAUGUUUGCUCUCAUUGGAUGCAGAGCUUUAUCAAAUACAGUAGAUGGCUGGAAAAUCCUUCGAAUGUUAAGGCCACGAGAUUCCUUUCCAUUGGGCACCAUAAGUUAAUGGAUUGCAUGGAAGAACUACGGUUAUCAAAGAGUGGAAUUCAAACUAAUUCUGUUGAGAGGACUGGAUCAGCAAUUGACAAGGACUCCGAUUCUUUUGAUAAGGCCUUGGAGAGUGUUGAAGAAGCCCUGAACAAACUGGAGAAUUUGCUUCAAGAGUUGCAUGUUUCAAGUUCUUACUCUGGAAGAGAGCAGUUAAGAGCUGCUUGUUCAGACCUUGAGAAAAUCAGGAAGCUAAAGAAAGAGGCUGAAUUUCUGGAGGCAUCUUUCAGAGCAAAAGCAGCAUCACUUAGACAGGAUGAUAAUGAUGGUGGUUCCCAGCCCUCAUAUAUCAGUGAGCAGCAAAAUUACUUGAAGGGAAGAAACAGAAAGAGUCCUAACAUGCUUGAUGGAAGCAACAGUUAUGUGAAAAAGUCACGUGGGUUUUGGAGCUCCUUAGCACCCGUUGCAACCGGCAAUCCUUAUUCUGAGUUGUCAGAUGCGGAGAAAUCUGGAAAUGAAGCUAUUCAGCUGAGUACUUCAAAUGUAGGUGCUGUUGGCACAGAAUCAAAUGAAAUCCACCGUUUUGAACAGCUAAGGAAUGAGCUCAUGGAACUGGAAAAACGUGUUAAAAGAACUGCUGAUCAAUCAGAAAAUGAAGAGGGGAUAAAGGUUGCAGAUGAAACCCCUCGUUCUAGCAUUGAAACUGGAGGUCCUCGAUUGCUUCAGGUUCAGAAGAAAGAAAAUAUUAUUGGGAAAUCAUUAGACAAGCUAAAAGAAACGAGCAUGGUAACUGCUGUUGGGCAUGCAGCUAUUCUGGCUGCCAUUCAGAGAUAUGUCCCUGCUUUGAUACCUUCAACGUAUGGACCAGAAAGGUUAGAUCUCUUGAGGCAGAUUGAGAAAGUGAAGGAAAUGGAAACCAGUGAAACGGACCCUGAAGAAAAAAACACUGGGGAAGUAGCCUGAACAGCAGUGCAAGAUGAUGUUGGAACCUCAUAAGUUGGAAUUUUCUCUCAAUGUGGUGGUACAGUUCUCCAUUUCUUUUCCUCUUUCUUUUUGUGCAUCACUUGGUUCUGAAUUCCAUCUUUA
This is a messenger RNA of Rubroshorea leprosula, 2821 nucleotides long. The record is from the annotation of a GenBank genome assembly. Lineage: Eukaryota; Viridiplantae; Streptophyta; Magnoliopsida; Malvales; Dipterocarpaceae.